This is a messenger RNA of Aedes aegypti (yellow fever mosquito), 4709 nucleotides long. Its product is annotated as TAR DNA-binding protein 43-like. The coding region runs from base 1044 to 2636 and encodes 530 amino acids. Gene Ontology annotation, cellular component: nucleoplasm. The record is from RefSeq and is a predicted model, not a curated record. Lineage: Eukaryota; Metazoa; Arthropoda; Insecta; Diptera; Culicidae. Gene Ontology annotation, biological process: regulation of gene expression. Gene Ontology annotation, molecular function: RNA binding. The transcript is spliced from 2 exons.
AUUCAUCUUGCAGCAAUCGUUCGAGUGAGGAAGAGUCGCGCGUUCGCGAGUACGAGUUUGUUCGGAGUCCGGUUUGUACGAUUCUUUUUGUGGUGCGGUGAUGAAUUUGAUGUGUGCGGUUUGAUUGAGCGGACGAAAGCAGAAAAAAAUCCUUUCCUUUCUACAAUUUGGUGGCAGCAGUUUGUGAUUUCGUCGUCGUGUUCCAUUCCCCCGGAAUCGCAUUUUCUUCGGUUACGUAAGAACCCUCUUCUGCAGAGAAAAUAGUGAAAAAUCCGAGAUCCGGGCUGUCAAUCGAGAAGAAGAAGUAGAGUGAUAAGAGAGAAGCAGGUGGAAGAAGAAGAAAUUUUCACGAGUGGAAUUUUUUCGUCGUCAAGGCAGCCUGAAAUAUGUUGAAGGUAUAAGGAAAAAAACGAAUGAAAGUCGGAAAUUGUCCGGUGUUUUGCGUUGAGAUUUGCGACAAAGUGCGUGCGUGAGUGGCGUGAAAAGUGCGAGAUUGGUUAUCUAACAAUACUGAUUGGCGUUCUCCUACUAUAAACGGCAAUACCAAUCAGUGACGGAGCGACGAGAGUGUGGUUCCUCCAUCUUGAUUUUCACUGGGAGCAUUUUUCUUCUCUGCUACCUACGCCUCUGGUACUACGCCCCUUAGCCCCCCAAACAGAGUAACAUCCCCAUGACGAGGACUAGAAAAGUUUGAUAGAGAAAAAAAUUGGGUCACGAGACGAUCAUCACAUUUUCAGUAGUAGCCUACCUAGUUUUCGGGAAGGAAAAUCGAUUUUCACCCAAGUAGGCUGCUGCCCCAUUGACUGACAGUGUGAGAGCGAGUGCGUAUUUUGUGUGUAGGAAAAAAAAAGGGGCUCUGCCGACGCCACCACCGCCGGAAAGAGCAAAAGCAGCAGACAGCCAGCAGCAGCGGCGUACGAGGAGAGACAGAGAGAGGAUUUGGUGGAACGAGUUUAGAGUAACGCUACACGCUGUUCGCGUCAACAGAUUUCCCCCACAGCCCGUACGGAGCAGGUAACCGGCUAGGCGGCGGAACAACAGCAAUGGACUCGGAACACGGGAGCGAUCCGAUGGGGAUGCCCGGUGCGGUUCUGGUCGUCGAGGAGGAAGGCGAGGAAGCGGUCGAGUUGCCACUGGAAGACGAUGGUACCCUGUCGCUGUCGACGCUGCAGGCCCAGUUCUACGGUGCCUGUGGGCUCAAGUAUCGCAAUCCGGAAAACAAGGCGAUCCGUGGCGUGCGGCUAAACGACAACAAGCUGCACCCGUUCUCGCCCGACCAGGGCUGGGGUAAUCACAUCUACAUCUGUGUGUUCCCCAAGGAGAACAAACGCAAGAGCGACGACAAGCUGGAGAACUCCACGCCCAAAACGAAGCGCAUCGAGAAUCGCAACCGCACGACUACGGAUUUGAUCGUGCUGGGGUUGCCCUGGAAGACUACGGAGGAAGGAUUGCGUGAGUACUUUGAUGCAUUUGGGGAUUUGUUGGUGGUUCAAAUAAAGAAGGAUGCCAAAACUGGGCAAUCCAAGGGCUACGGAUUCAUCCGGUUUGCCAAGUUUGAAUCGCAGAUGAAAGCACUGUCCAAACGCCACCUGAUCGAUGGCCGUUGGUGCGAUGUUAAAGUUCCGAGCAGCAAAGAUCAGAUGCAGCACCAGAUGCCGAGCAAGAUCUUCCUGGGUCGUGUGACGGAAGAAAUGACAGCGGAUGACAUCCGGGAGUACUUCAGCAAGUACGGAGAAGUUACGGAUGUGUUCAUCCCGAAACCGUUCCGAGCGUUUGCUUUUGUAACGUUCAUAGAUCCCCACGUGGCCCAGAGUCUCUGCGGUGAAGAUCAUUUGAUUAAGGGUGCCUCGGUUUACGUAUCGACGGCUUCACCCCGCCCGGAACAUAACCGUAACCAGCAAAAGAACCAGAUGGGAGGUAACUUUUCCAAUUAUGACGAACGUGGACCACCGCCGCGUUCUUCAGGAUCCGAUUAUGGGGGCCAACAGUCUCAUUCGAACAUGAAUUCGAACUAUCAUCAUGGAGGAGGAGGUGGAGGUGGAUACAACAAUCUGCCGCAGAAUCAGCCAAUCUGGAACUAUAACGAGUACUCGCAACAGAACCGUCAGAACAACAGCAACAUUGACAGCAUGCCCAACCUUCAGGCCUUGGGUUUAAACUCGACAGGCCCUGGCCCGAACGGCGGAGGCCAGGGAAACACAGCGGGUCUUCAUGGGGGCCACCACGGUUCGGCGGGGAUGGGUGGGAAUCAUCUGAGUGGGGGUGGAGCGACGAGUGGGGCAACGGGGGCUGGUGGUAACAGCGGAGCUCCAGGUGUCAUCGGAAACCAUGGAGGUCCUGCUGGGGGUAACAUGAACCUCAACCAGAUGCCGAUCAAUCCGGCCAUCAUUGCCGCUGCCCUGAGCCAGUGGAGCCUCAUCGGUAAUCAGAUGCAUAACAAUCCGCAAGGAUCGGGUGGCCCUGGAGGACCAGGAGCACCGGGACAAAGUGGCAGUGCCGCCGGACCGGGUAACCCGGCUGGACCGGGCUCGGGCGGUCCCGGUGCCGGACAGGAGUAUCUACCGUGGAACGGAACAGGUAAUGGGAACUCCGCCGCCGGUGGCCCCGCCGGAAGAGGAGAACAGAAUCGACAAUAGACACCGACCGGUUUUCCUCUUCGGCUUUGUAGUAGUUGAAAUGAUGAAACGCUUACACAUUUCUUAUCCCCCCUCUCCUAAACAAAAGCGAGAACUCACAGUCCCUUAACAACACAUUUACACGCACUUUUACCCCGUUGUUUGGAAACCCAUUCAGUCACUCACUCACGUAAUAGACAGGCACUUAUCACUCACACACACCCCCACACGCACACAUUUGAUGAGAGACGCGAGAACGAGAGAAAGUUGAGAAUGAGGGGACUUUCUUGCUAUCCUUACGACGGGAUGAGACGUUUUAACCUUAUCCUUAAUACGCCUCAAUGGAAGAAGAGACUCGAAAAGAAAACUAUUAAGCUAUAAAAUUUAGGUCGCCGGAAUGUUGCGUUCGUAAUUGUUUAUUUUCCCGAUCAUAUGGAAACUAGGUGUAGAAGUGCAGUGUAGCUAUUAAGUGUAUGAAAGUUUAGUCACCGAACGAUAAAAUGACGACAUUGCAAAACUACUCUCCAGAAUGGUCCCGCUUUUUCUUUUUUAACCUGAUUUUGGUUGUAUAAGUUUUAACUGACACACUAGAGAGAGAGAGAAAGAGAAAGUUUGUUCAUAUUUUCCUGAGAUAAAUUAUUGAGAUUGAGAGUAAUAUAUUCACACAACUGAGCUGGAGGAAGAGAGCCCGCGAACAGAAGACGCAAUAGAGUUUUGUUGUCUAAAGAAAAAAAAAAACUGUGUGUAUUGUGAGUUCGAGUCCGAGUUGAGGCCGUUCCAUUAGCACCCAUUUUAACGGUGUGUGCGUGUGGAAUGGCAGUUCGACCCGGUUUCGCCUUAAACCGUAUGCUUUUCGUUUAGAUUAUCAUCCUAUUUGUAGGUUUAAAAAGUCGUCCGGAACGGCGGCAGAAGAGAGAACGUGCGCAAGGGAAGUAUCCAAGUACAACAAAGUCGGUAAAGAAGUAUCCGCAGAAUUGGUGGUGGUAGUUGUGUUGUAGUUCAUAGACGCGAACACGUCGGUGCCGUUGGUGGUUGGUAAGCGGACGAGGAGGCGAUUCGUCAUCGACGCGUUUCGGUGGCCAAUGGCAGAAUCGGAACGGACGAAGUCAAACCAACAGCGGCCCUGCGAUCGAUAAUACUUGGACAGUGUGAGUGAACGAACGGCUGAGCCGGGCGCUAAAAUAAAAGUCGAUAAAAUAGAUUCUCUACUGCUGCCAAAAGAAGACCGUCGUCAUUUUUAGUCACUAAUGUAUAAAUAAACAAAGUUUUGAUUUUUAUUGGUGUGAGCGUUUUUGGUUUUGAUUUCUGUUUGAUGAAUCAUUUACAAAGAAUUUCGAGUAGAGAGGAAAACCAUGCGGGAGGAGGAAUUUGACAUAGAGGAGCUAGAAAAUCACUACACGCAUACUACUUUUCGCAGUAGGACUUAAGCAAGGAAAUCGAAUUAAAUUCACGAUGAACACUACUAUAUGCUAUUGAUUAAAACGAGAAAAAAUGAGAGAAAAACUACAAACUAUAAUUUAAACGUGUAUUUGAAAUGAAAGCUAUAAAUGCACAAAGAGUGCAUUCGUUUGAAAUGAUUACAAUGAUGAUGAUGAUGAUGAUGAUAAUGAAAAAAAACAUGUUGGUAUGAUGGUGAAUGAUUAAAAUAUUAUUAUUAUUACGACUAUAAAAAUAUAUAUUAUAUUGAGCUAGAGUUACGCAAAAGACGGCAACAACAGAGAGGAAAAACGAAGUACGCGAGUAGAUUUGCAGCAAAGGCGCGCAAGCAAGCCCGAUUUUUAUGAAUGAGUUUCGCUAACAAACCACGAUGAAAAAUAGCAAUUUGUAAUAGGAUUGUGAGUGUGUGUUUUUGACUUUUUCCCCUUGCCAACCCCUGAUCCGCCUUUUGACGCGUUGUAGAAGUGAGCGCGCGCGCUCGUGCACGAAAGAACUCGCGGUGUUGUCGUCGUACCCAGUAAUUUGGAACGAGAGAGUAAGAGAGAGAGCGAAGUGAGCUAGAGAAAAGUGAAUAUUAUAUACGUGAAUUAAUCUAUGAUAAAAAAAAUGAAUGGAAGCAAAUAUGACGAAAAUUAGUUGGAGAUAAAAAAAAAAAAA